Messenger RNA from Paraphaeosphaeria sporulosa, 910 nucleotides. RefSeq lists its product as uncharacterized. The transcript has 2 exons. NCBI's taxonomy places the organism in Eukaryota, Fungi, Ascomycota, Dothideomycetes, Pleosporales, Didymosphaeriaceae. Bases 305 to 649 code for a protein of 114 amino acids. The record is from RefSeq and is a predicted model, not a curated record.
CAGCCAAGCAGUUGCGUGUGUUGGAAAGAGCAGGUGCACUGUUUCGCGCAGCUGGAGCCGGGAGAAUAGGCACCUGGAGUAGGAUUGGGAAUGCGAAUUGAAGGAUCGAGAGAGCAAUUACUGCGAGGGUUGCCCGAUUCGGGGCGCCGCAUGCUCGCGUAGGAAGACAUACCUAGGGAUCCCUGCUCUCCUAGUUGAUGUCACCGCAGCUGUCUGUGGUUUGCCGUACGGGGUGAACACUCGACAGCGCGGCGGAUGGAGCGGAAGGCGUUCAGGCGUUGAUGUCUCCGGUGCCUUCGCAAACAUGACAGGUCUGCUUGCCCUUCUUGCAUUGGGCGCAGCCUUUGCCGUUGCAAGCGUCGCAUUUGAUUUCUCCGUCUCCUCGACAGACAGGCAGACGGUGGGCAAUCUGGGAACGAGAUGGCACUCGGGCCGCGCCUUGUCAACGCCCACUGGUGCCGGUGUAGUCGAUCCACGCCGCGGCGCGGGCAGGGCCCUGGGCCCAUCAGCUGGAGAGUGGGAUGGGCGGUCUCCCACCGGCCGGCGGCGUCGUCAGGCGAGCGGGAGUCAACCUGGGCGGUCCCAAGGCUCAGCGGUACCUGGUGUGCCUCCGACGUUGGAGCACUCGCUCGGUGCCUCAGCCAUCUAGCGCGCUGGCGUUGGCAUUAGCGAGGGCUAGCAUCUGAUCCCUGGGCACGCAACGUCACUCGAGGCCUGCUGCCGUGGCCGUUGUUGCAGUGCUGCCUCGCUGCCGUGACACUUUUGCCCUGUCCAGCGACGCAACGGGGAGCCUAACGAGGUCGCCCGCGUCCCGAGGCAGCCUCCAGAGCCAGUGGACGCCCCACGCUCCCGCGGGACUGGGUAAAAGCACACUGCGAGGACCACAGCGAGCGGCCUGCGCGAGUGCCAC